CCCUGCACACACCUCCAAAAAUGGCUGCUUUUGGACAGACAUUCCCCUUCUAUGCUGGCCCCAAGCCAACCUUCCCGAUGGACACCACCUUGGCCAUCAUCGUCACCAUCUUUCUGACUGCACUUGUCACUUUCAUCGUCAUCCUACCUGGCAUUCGGGGCAAAAUGAGGCUGUUCUGGCUGUUGCGGGUGGUGACCAGCUUAUUCAUCGGGGCUGUGAUCCUGGCUGUGAAUUUCAGUUCUGAGUGGUCUGUGGCCCAGGUCAGCACCAACACGUCAUACAAGGCCUUCAGUUCCCAGUGGAUCAGCGCUGACGUUGGGCUCCAGGUUGGGCUGGGAGGAGUCAACAUCACGCUCACAGGGACCCCAGUGCAGCAGUUGAAUGAGACCAUCAAUUACAAUGAGGAGUUCACCUGGCGCCUAGGGAAGAACUAUGCUGAGGAGUAUUCAAGAGCCCUGGAGAAGGGGCUGCCAGACCCUGUGCUCUACCUGGCUGAGAAGUUCACCCAGACCAGCCCAUGUGGCCUGCAUGACCAGUACCGCCUGGCAGGACACUACACCUCGGCCAUUCUGUGGGUGGCAUUCCUCUGCUGGCUGCUGGCCAACGUGAUGCUGUCCAUGCCUGUGCUGGUCUACGGUUGCUACAUGCUGCUUGCCACGGGCAUCUUCCAACUGUUGGGACUGCUCUUCUUCUCCAUGGCCACGUCACUCACCCCACCCUGUCCUCUGCGCCUGGGCACCGCUGCACUACACUUUCACCAUGGGCCUGCCUUCUGGAUCACUCUGACCACAGGAUUGCUUUGUGUGCUGCUGGGCCUGGCCAUGGUGGUGGCCCACAGGAUGCAGCCACACAGACUGAAGGCAUUCUUCAAUCUGAGUAUCGGGGAGGACCCUGGGCUGGAGUGGAAUCCUGAAGAAGGAGGACUCCUGAGUCCCCGAUACCAGUCCACAGCUGAGAGUUCUGAGCCCCAAGACAUUCCUCUGUCAGAGGCUUCCUCCCAGGCAUGCUAUAAGGAGGAGCACCCCAGAGUACCUGACCCUGCCCUAUAAGGUUCCCCUUCCUGGUGGCUACCCAGACUUCCAA
Miniopterus natalensis is the source of this 1083-nucleotide messenger RNA. RefSeq names its product dual oxidase maturation factor 1 (gene DUOXA1). Gene Ontology annotation, biological process: protein transport. Lineage: Eukaryota; Metazoa; Chordata; Mammalia; Chiroptera; Miniopteridae. The record is from RefSeq and is a predicted model, not a curated record. Gene Ontology annotation, cellular component: endoplasmic reticulum membrane.